AAUCUCCCUGGGUUUGAGGACAGAUACGUCAGGUUGCUUCUUGCACUCUGGAUCACGAAGCUGCAAGAGAGUGUUGGUGGCUUUUAAGCACAAAGCAAGAGAAGCAGAGAUCUGCGCAUCACAGGCUACAGAGAGUGCAAACCUCACCCGAAGCACGGCAGCUACAGAGGACCAUGGCAUUUGCAGGGAUGCUGAGCGACGAGGACAUCAAGGCUGCAGUCCAGGCUUGUCAAGCUCCAGGCACAUUUGACUUCAAGUCGUUCUUUGCGCAAGUGGGACUGACCGGCUCAUCUGAGGCAGAUGGAAGAAAAGUGUUUACAGUCCUGGACCAAGACAGGAGUGGAUACAUUGAGGAGGAGGAGCUCAAACGGUUCCUUCAGAAUUUCUUUCCGGAGGCGAGGGAGCUGACUGUGGCUGAGACCAAGGCUCUGAUGGCUGCAGGCGAUAAGGAUGGUGAUGGCAAGAUUGGGAUGGAAGAGUUCUGUGAUAUCCUGAAAUAAAGAGAAGAAGCAUCUUUGACCGUGACUGUCUUUCCCUAUUUUAAGAUAAAGGAUUUCUUAGGGGAAUCCUGGUUUUCCAGAUUGUUUGAUGCAAAGACCAGAAACCUUGGAUAUUCUCUACCUGCCUGCUGCUCUCCCUGUUGAUGUGAUACAGUAAUGCGUAAGAUGUUUGGUGGACAGAAGCUGGAAAUUAGUUGUGUGUGUGUUUAAUCAAACGGGUACCUGGAAUGGGUUAAUAAAUGUGUUGGAGAUGGGC
Molecule: messenger RNA, 756 nt
Organism: Epinephelus moara (kelp grouper)
Lineage: Eukaryota; Metazoa; Chordata; Actinopteri; Perciformes; Serranidae
Gene: pvalb5
Product: parvalbumin 5
Exons: 5
Coding region: 174-500 (108 amino acids)
Cellular component (GO): cytoplasm; nucleus
Molecular function (GO): calcium ion binding
Source: RefSeq, a predicted model, not a curated record